Pyricularia grisea is the source of this 657-nucleotide messenger RNA. RefSeq lists its product as uncharacterized. The transcript has a single exon. Bases 1 to 657 code for a protein of 218 amino acids. Lineage: Eukaryota; Fungi; Ascomycota; Sordariomycetes; Magnaporthales; Pyriculariaceae. The record is from RefSeq and is a predicted model, not a curated record.
AUGAAGUCUGACGCAGUCAUCAUCGCCUUCCCAGCUCUUGCAGUAGCGACGCAGGCGCCAGCUCCAGCAGCCGCAGUCAUGGCUAAUCUGGCCGCGCGCCAGCUAGCCACCACCACCACCACCACCACAAGCGCGGCCGGAGCCAGCGUGACGCAGGAUUCUCCCUCUGCCUGCGCCAGCUCCUGGGCCUCCAUCACCAAUGGUAUUUUUACAGCGUCGGGUGUGCCGCCCUACCCGUCCGCCCUGGAUGACUAUUAUGACGAACUGCGGCGCACGGCCACGACGGACGUUUUCUGCGUCCUGGCCACCACUACCUUGCCGCCGGCGAUCUCUUCGAUGGAGGAUGAAUACCAAUCGAGCCUCGUAAGCUUUGCAAUCAACAACAACUGGAACACAGAAGCACCGCCGCAGUGCACCGAAGCGUGGUCGAGUAUUUUACAGCAACCGGCCGAGACCGCCGUAAGCAAAAUCAGAUCCUGCCGGAGCGCCGCCAGCACAGCAGCCACGAGGCCCACAAAUGUGACCUCUUCAGGUACGGGUACGAUAAGCUCAAGCGCCGUGGCUCCUGUCAAUACUGGUGCCACGGGGAGGAAUGCUGUUUCUGCCGGCUUGGUGGUUGGUGCCGCGGUGAUUGUGGGAUAUUUGGGGAUGGCGUGA